UACGACAUUGUGUGCCUCAGGCCAGUUGACGAGCGCAUGUUUAAGAAGUGCUGCGACAGGUCCGAUAUCGAUAUCAUCGCCUUCGACUGCAGUACAAAGACCACAUUCAUGCCCAAGCCCCCCGAAAUAGCCAAACUCAGGACCAACGGGGUGUACCUGGAACUCAGUUAUGGGCCCAGCAUUCGGGACACUAACACUAGGCGGAUCAUGAUAGGAAAUGCCAUCAAUGUUGUCCGUGUCACCAAAGGCAAGAACCUCCUCAUCAGCGGAGAAGCGGAACAUGUGCUCGAGCUUCGCGGCCCGUACGACAUGGUUAACUUUGCCUCACUGUACGAGCUGAAGCAGGAGAGUGCACACAGAGCCCUGUCCUCAGCCGGACGAGAGGUGCUGUUACAUGCACACACACGACGACACACAGCCAGGGCUGCCGUUGAGGUGGUCCCAAUGGAGUCCUAG
Sphaeroforma arctica JP610 is the source of this 456-nucleotide messenger RNA. RefSeq lists its product as hypothetical. NCBI's taxonomy places the organism in Eukaryota, Ichthyosporea, Ichthyophonida. The transcript has 3 exons. Gene Ontology annotation, cellular component: nucleolar ribonuclease P complex. Bases 37 to 456 code for a protein of 139 amino acids. The record is from RefSeq and is a predicted model, not a curated record. Gene Ontology annotation, molecular function: RNA binding. Gene Ontology annotation, biological process: tRNA processing.